AAAAGGCAACAUCAGCAUUAGUUAAGCUAGCUCCAAUUUCCUCUCUUCUUUAUUUUUCUUGAUUACAAAACUAACCACACCUUCCUUCUCAUUAUUACAACACUAAAUCCCCAUUAAAAAUACAAAAUUCCUGAUUCCCCCCAUCAAUUAUAAAUAGAAAUCCCCUCAACGAGCUUAGUGAUCUUCUAACCAUACACCAUCUCUAUUUUUCCAGCCGCCUUUAAGCACUCUCUCAAGGAACAUGUCUCCGAACGUUCUCCGGUGGUUUAGCCUCGUCGCUCUUCUCUGGCUUCAAUCUAUCAACGGCACCAACUUGAGCUUCCCUGCUUACUCUUCACAGCUCAAAGAGUUUCUCUCAAUCUCUCAGUUUAAACUCAACUACCUCUCUUUUGCCUCCGACGCCGGAAAAGUCCUGGGAUUCAUCUCCGGUAUCGCCGCCGUUCACCUUCCUCUCCCUCUGGUCCUUCUCGCCGGAGGCUCUUUAGGGUUCGCCGGCUACGGUCUUCAGUACCUCUCCAUCGUCAAAAAAAUGUUCACGUUAUCGUUUUAUCAGAUAUGGGGGCUGAGUUUCUUGGCCGGAAACAGUAUCUGCUGGAUCAACACGGCGUGCUACAUCGUCGCGAUAAAAAGCUUUCCGGUGAACCGUCAAGUCGCCGUGGGGAUCACGGCAAGUUAUCAAGGUUUGAGCGGGAAAAUAUACACCGACAUAGUCCACGCGUUCUUCUACUCGUCUCAACGUGAAGCCGCUUCAGGUUAUCUUUUGCUCAACUCUCUAGUUCCUUUGGUCGGUUGUGUCGUGACGGCUCCUAUGCUGAUGAGAGAAGCCAAAGCAACGUCGUAUUCGUCUCGGGACGUUAAAAUGGGUUUUAUCUUUCUGUUCGCUGUGACUAUAGCCACGGGGAUUUACGCGGUGGCUACGAGUCUUCUCCCGGCUCCCGCGGUUUUAGUACUCGUAGGCAUAGUUUUGUUUCUCCUUGCUCCUCUCGCUAUUCCUUUUGGAGUUAGGCUCGAAGAGGUUAUGACUUGUAGGAGAAGUCAACAAAAGGUGUACGACUUUGAAGCUCCUUUUGAAGAAGAUGAAAAGGAGGAGGAAGAGGAGUUUGAUGAUGAGAAGGCGAUAAUUGGGGUUAAAGAAGAGGUCGAGUGGACAAAACUAUGGAAGAAACUCGAUUUUUGGACAUAUUUUGGACUUUAUUUGUUUGGUCCAACGGUCGGGCUAGUGUUUAUGAACAAUCUUGGUCAGAUCGCCGAGUCUCGUGGCUGUGCCGCGACCAGUUCCUUGGUCGCUCUCUCGUCAUCGUUCGGGUUUUUCGGCCGCUUGCUUCCUUCGUUACUCGACUACUUCCUCUCUAGGAACAAAUACAUGCCAUCAUGCCCGGUUUCUAUGGCGGUCUCACUGGUAGCGAUGGUUGCUUCGUUUUUACUUCUCCUCAUUGACUCGGACGUCGUUCUCUAUAUCAGCACGGCGAUGAUCGGUGUUUUCUCUGGAGCAUUGACUUCUCUCUCCGUCACAAUGACUGCAGAGCUUUUUGGGACAAAACACUUUGGAGUUAACCACAACAUUGUUGUCGGAAGCAUUCCUAUUGGUUCUUUCGCUUUUGGUUUAUUUGCCGCUAAAGGUUACCGCGAUGGAGCUGCCUUCGACGGACGUUUUGACGGAAAGUGUUACGGGAUGUACUGCUUUCAAACCACUUUGAUCUUUUGGGCAAUGCUCAGUUCUGUGGCCGCCGUUCUUGCUGCCGUUUUAUAUCUACGGAAUCGCAAGUUCUACUCGCAGAAGCCGUGAAGAAGAAACACAACAAAUGCACGCAAGCUUUCACUUCAUCAGACGAAUCAAUUUUUUUGGUUCCAAAACGAAAUUUUUGUGUGUACAGUUAUGCGUUUUGUGUUACACCAACGGUGGGAAAGUAAAUUUUUUGUAUAGUAACGUGCAGUAAGAAAUAGAUAGAGAUAGAGAUAUUACACAAUGAUGUAACGAUCGAAG
Messenger RNA from Brassica oleracea var. oleracea, 1984 nucleotides. Its product is annotated as protein NUCLEAR FUSION DEFECTIVE 4-like. Gene Ontology annotation, cellular component: membrane. Bases 242 to 1786 code for a protein of 514 amino acids. The record is from RefSeq and is a predicted model, not a curated record. Lineage: Eukaryota; Viridiplantae; Streptophyta; Magnoliopsida; Brassicales; Brassicaceae. The transcript has 2 exons.